This is a messenger RNA of Paramisgurnus dabryanus, 2504 nucleotides long. It is a transcript of the gene mapkapk2a, whose product is annotated as MAPK activated protein kinase 2a. Lineage: Eukaryota; Metazoa; Chordata; Actinopteri; Cypriniformes; Cobitidae. Gene Ontology annotation, biological process: protein phosphorylation. The record is from RefSeq and is a predicted model, not a curated record. Gene Ontology annotation, molecular function: ATP binding; protein kinase activity.
UCCAAACACCGACGUGACGUCAGAGCAGCAAGACGCUGGACGAAAGUCGCGAAAGGCCAGCGCGCGUCUCACAGAGGACUGUCGUUUGAGAUCCUGUCAAUCUCGACUUUUUAACUCAACGUUUGUGUUUUGAACUCGCUUGGUGGUUUUACCAGUACAAGGUUACGCUUCGAAGGCAUUUUACCUCAAAGUGUUUUAUGUAGCUCGCCUUUUGUUAACUCUCUUAGUCUUGAAUUGGCGGCUUGACCCUCGACAUGGAUAUUAGCUAGCUAAGCUAGUCACCAAGAAACCGAAAUAACGGCGUGUCAGCGGGUAUGUGUCACAGUUUUAUCGCUUUUAAACGUCGUUUAUGUGCUUAGGGUCGAACUGUCUGAGGCAAAUUUUCGCCUUGGGUGUUGCCAAAGAAGGACUGAAGUUCGGGAGAAGUAGCUAGUUGUUUCACGGAGGGAAGAAAGAGGUGGGAGAUGUUGACGAACGCGAACAGUCCGCCGAAGUUUCCGAACCAACAGCAGCAGCCCCAACAGCAGCAGCAGAAUCCACCCCAAUUCAUGCAGGGGAAAUCUUCACUUCAGAUCAAGAAAAAUGCCAUAACCGACGACUACAAGGUCACUAGUCAGGUUCUGGGACUGGGCAUCAAUGGCAGGGUCCUGGAGAUCUUUCAUAAGAGAAGUGGGGAUAAGUACGCUUUAAAGAUGCUUCAUGACUGUCCCAAAGCUAGACGAGAAGUUGAGCUACACUGGCGAGCUUCUUCAUGUACCCAUAUCGUCAGAAUUGUUGAUGUCUAUGAGAAUCUCUACCAAAACAGGAAGUGCCUUCUUAUUGUAAUGGAGUGCAUGGAUGGAGGUGAGCUGUUUAGUCGGAUUCAGGACAGAGGGGACCAGGCAUUCACUGAAAGAGAGGCCUCUGACAUCAUGAAGAGUAUAGGAGAGGCCAUUCAGUAUUUACAUGCUAUAAACAUUGCACACAGGGACGUCAAGCCAGAGAACCUGCUAUAUACCUCUAAAAGGCCCAAUGCCCUUCUCAAACUGACAGACUUUGGAUUUGCAAAGGAGACAACAACACACAACUCACUGGCCACACCUUGCUAUACUCCUUAUUACGUCGCCCCAGAGGUUCUUGGUCCAGAAAAGUAUGACAAGUCCUGUGACAUGUGGUCUUUGGGUGUCAUCAUGUAUAUUCUGCUGUGUGGUUACCCCCCUUUCUAUUCCAACCAUGGCCUAGCUAUAUCCCCUGGUAUGAAGAAACGAAUCCGUAUGGGACAGUAUGAGUUUCCAAACCCUGAAUGGUCUGAGGUUUCAGAGGAAGCCAAACAGCUUAUCAGAACGUUACUGAAAACUGAACCGACACAAAGGAUGACCAUCACCGAGUUCAUGAACCAUCCCUGGAUCAAUCAAUCAAUGGAAGUACCACAGACCCCCUUACACACCAGCCGUGUUCUGAAAGAAGAGAAAGACACUUGGGAAGAUGUCAAGGAGGAAAUGACAAGUGCCUUGGCAACAAUGAGAGUCGAUUAUGAGCAAAUCAAAAUCAAGAGGAUUGAAGACUCCUCCAAUCCCUUGCUGAUGAAGAGGAGAAAGAAAGCCAACAACAUGCCUGCCGAAAACGAGACGCCUGCUUGCUAGGGACAUCUUUUUUGUCACACACGUACACGCAUUUCUACACAUACAUUCAGUUCACAGGAAGCAAUAACUCAAGAAAAAAGCGAAGUGACAGAUUUAUUCUUAAAUCUCUUAAGAAUAUGUCUUUUUAAUUACUCACCAUUUGUAACUAACAAAAAAACUUUGCUACCUAAAGAAAUGGGCUGUACAAUGACGACACAUGAAUUCAAAGUUCUGAAAUAGUCGUUGUCCACUAGUUUGCUUUUUAAAGUUGUCACAAGUACUGUUUUAUCACAUGGUGUUUCCUGGGGUAAUCGAAAUGCAUUUAUUUUUAAUCAGAAGCCAUUGGUACAUACAUGCAUACAUUCGUGAGUUACACACUGUCUUUCUUUUUUUGAGUUCACAAAAUAAGUUGUUGUGUGGCCUUCCUUCUGCUUAUGUUCUGAGAAGCCUAUGCAUAAUUCAUAGCUUACAAAAUGUUCCUGUUCUUUUUGGUACAUCUGUCAAAGUCAUUUCUGAAUGCUUUUAUUUUUUUAAUCUAGCUCCAAAAGACUGACAUAGUCAGUACUAGUGUCCAAAAAAUGUAUGUUUGAAAUGACUCUUUGAAUGUAGACAUGCCCUGUUCUCUACUGUGAAAAAGUCUGUCAGUAUCGUUCAGGGACCUGUCAAGUAAAAUACAAGAUCAUUUUGAUGCUUUAGAUUCAAUUUGCCUUAUUCAAAUUGAUUCCAGAGAAACAAAAGCACCUUCAUUGCCCUAUUUUUAGUAUUCGACAAGCCUUUCAUUAUAUCCACCAAACCAAUCCAGCAUAUUGUUUCAUGCUUAACAUUACGCUUAUUGCACACCAUUGGGUGAUCGAUGAUUUGCCUUGUAGCGAUUCUAUGCAUAUUUCUUUCCAGCUUGUUUUU